This is a messenger RNA of Lagopus leucura (white-tailed ptarmigan), 4748 nucleotides long. It is a transcript of the gene ADD1, whose product is annotated as adducin 1. The record is from RefSeq and is a predicted model, not a curated record. Gene Ontology annotation, molecular function: actin filament binding. The transcript has 18 exons. Gene Ontology annotation, biological process: barbed-end actin filament capping; positive regulation of adherens junction organization; positive regulation of establishment of endothelial barrier. Gene Ontology annotation, cellular component: focal adhesion; cytoskeleton; adherens junction. The coding region runs from base 205 to 2691 and encodes 828 amino acids. Lineage: Eukaryota; Metazoa; Chordata; Aves; Galliformes; Phasianidae.
UCGGCGCUGGGGCCAGUGGCGGAGGCGACGGGCUCGGCGGAGCGGUUGCCCGUUGCGGCCCCGUCUUUCUCCUUUCGUCGCGCCGGUGCCCGCCGUUUUUUCUCAUCCGCCCUCGGGACAGACAGGCCCUGUGAGCAGCUCGUCUUUCUGUGCAUCCAGACAGGUGGAGCUGCUCAUCCUGCUAAGGUUCCAUAAAGCUGUACUAUGAAUGGUGAUUCUGGUGCGGCGGUGGUGACCUCACCACCUCCAACAACAGCCCCUCAUAAAGAGAGAUAUUUCGAUCGAGUUGAUGAAAAUAAUCCAGAUUACUUGAGAGAGAGGAAUAUGGCACCUGACCUUCGCCAGGAUUUUAACAUGAUGGAACAGAAGAAGAGAGUCUCCAUGAUUCUUCAAAGCCCAGCUUUUUGUGAAGAAUUGGAGUCUAUGAUCCAGGAACAAUUUAAGAAGGGGAAGAAUCCAACGGGUUUAUUGGCUUUGCAGCAGAUUGCAGAUUUUAUGACAACAAAUGUGCCAAAUGUCUACCCAGCAGCACCACAAGGCGGAAUGGCUGCGUUAAACAUGAGCCUUGGCAUGGUGACACCAGUGAAUGAUCUCAGGGGGUCUGAUUCCAUUGCUUAUGAAAAAGGGGAGAAGUUAUUACGAUGUAAAUUGGCGGCUUUCUACAGAUUAGCAGAUCUCUUUGGCUGGUCUCAGCUUAUUUACAAUCAUAUAACAGCCAGAGUAAAUUCUGAGCAGGAGCACUUCCUCAUUGUACCUUUUGGACUUCUUUACAGUGAAGUUACUGCCUCCAGUCUGGUUAAAAUCAAUAUUCAGGGAGAUGUAGUUGACCGUGGAAGCACUAACUUGGGAGUAAACCAAGCUGGUUUUACUUUGCACUCUGCAAUUUAUGCAGCUCGACCUGAUGUUAAAUGCAUUGUUCAUAUUCAUACCCCAGCAGGGGCAGCGGUUUCUGCAAUGAAGUGUGGCCUAUUGCCAAUAUCACCUGAAGCCCUUUCUCUAGGGGAAGUAGCUUAUCACGACUACCAUGGUAUCUUAGUGGAUGAUGAAGAAAAGGUGGUUAUUCAGAAAAACUUGGGACCUAAAAGCAAGGUCCUUAUUCUAAGAAACCACGGCUUAGUAUCAGUUGGAGAGACUGUUGAGGAGGCUUUCUACUAUAUUCAUAACCUAGUGCUUGCCUGUGAGAUCCAAGUACGUACUCUGGCCAGUGCAGGUGGACCAGACAAUUUAGUACUGUUAGAUCCUGGAAAGUAUAAAGCCAAGUCUCGUUCCCCUGAGUCUCCAUCAGGUGAUGGUUCUGUAUCUCAUCCGAAAUGGCAGAUUGGUGAACAGGAAUUUGAAGCUCUUAUGCGAAUGCUCGAUAAUCUGGGUUACAGAACUGGCUAUCCAUACCGAUGCCCUGCUCUGAGAGAGAAAUCUAAAAAGUACAGCGAUGUUGAGAUUCCAGCUAGUGUCACGGGUUACUCCUUCACUAGCGAUGGCGAAUCAGGCACUUGCUCCCCCCUCAGACACAGUUUUCAGAAACAGCAGCGAGAGAAGACAAGGUGGCUGAACUCUGGCCGAGGGGAUGAUGCUUCUGAAGAAGGGCAGAAUGGUGGCAGCCCCAAGUCGAAGACUAAGUGGACUAAAGAGGAUGGACAUAGAACUGCCACCUCUGCUGUCCCUAACCUGUUUGUUCCAUUGAACACUAAUCCAAAGGAGGUCCAAGAAAUGAGGAACAAGAUCCGAGAGCAAAAUUUACAAGAUAUUAAAACUGCAGGCCCUCAGUCGCAGGUUCUUUCUGGUGUAGUUGUGGACAGGAGUCUUGUACAGGAUGCUCCCCUCUCAGACUGUACGGAAUCUAUUGAAGGGCUCGAUCUCACAGAGCAGGCCUUUAGUCCCGCUAAAUCUCUGUCUGUUAGAAAGGGAGAACUGGUGACUGCUUCGAAGGCAAUAAUUGAGAAGGAGUAUCAGCCCAAAGUGAUAGUGAGCACAACAGGACCAAACCCCUUCAACAAACUCACUGAUCGAGAGCUGGAGGAAUAUCGCAAAGAAGUAGAAAGGAAGCAGAAGGGACCAGAAGAAAAUGUAGGAACCCCUGGAGACUCUUUAUGUUCAGUUACGCAAGUAUUGGAUUCUCUGGGGACUGGGAUCACACGUGUCAGCCAAGAAGAGCCAGAUGGGCUGAAUUCCUCCCUUAAGGAAUUUCACACGGCAGUGAUCAAAGCAUUAAGGUCCAAUCCUGACCUUUUGGCUCAGGCCUCAGAACCUUCAGAAGACGGCAGACAACAGAAGGAGAGAAGCCCCCCUGAGCACAGCUCAGCCUGCACGCCCCCAAGCACCCCCAUGAAGGCAGAGGAAGAGACACAGCAGGACCAGACCUACAGAGAUGACAGUGAUGCUGCAACUUUGAAGCAAACCCUCCCAGAUCUCACCCCUGAUGAGCCUUCAGAAGCACUCAGCUUCCCUCCCUUAGGAAAGGAGGAAGGGAGAUGCGAUGAAGACGUGUCCAAAAGCCAAACAGAAUCACCUGCGGCAGCAGAUAAGGAACCCCAGCCUCAGCCUGCUGAAGAACCAGCGACUCCAACAGCUGAGGAGGGGACGGCAGCUGAUGCAGGUAGUGAUGAAUCUCCAGGAAAGUCCCCAUCGAAAAAGAAAAAGAAGUUUCGCACUCCUUCCUUCCUGAAGAAGAGCAAAAAGAAGAGUGACUCCUAAAGGCCAAACACUGCAGAAACACUGUCAUAUUUUAAAAUUCAUUAACCACUAGAAUGUACCAGAUUGUACUGAGUGUUUUGUCUUAUUAUGUACAUGAAUGCAACAAGUAAUCCAACUAGCCCCUCAAGUUAUGGCUUGAUCGUUUAAGGUUAUAACCAGAAAUUAACAUCCAAAAAGGUGCUAAUCCUGUGUUUUCAGCAGCUACCACCGAUCUGAUCCCUAAUUUCUAAGCAAAUAUAAAUGACUUCCAUGUAGAGGCAUUGAAUCACUGUUUAUACCUUAAAGCCUACACCGCUUUACGGAAGGAUAAAACCAAGCUUUUGCCAUUAAGAGUGCAACACAAAUUGCUUACCAUGAGCAGCGUUCUGUUUCAAAAUUCUGCUCCAAGUCAUAAGUAAAUUUCUUCUUAACUGGUGACUUCUAGCAAGGAUGCUUUUGCAGUGGUGUUUUCAGGGGAUGUGCUCUCGAACUGACAUGUAAGCUUGCAAUCUUGUGAUUACUGAUCAGGUAGCAGUAAAGCUUUGUGACCAUCCAUUCCUUCCUCACUCUUUCCCCACUUCUGACUACAGUAACAAAAUGGAAGUGUUUCUCACUUACACCUGGCGCUUGAAGCCAUCCUUGUGUAGGACUGAAGUAACUGCGCCAUGUGUGUUGAUGGAGCCCUCUGUCCAGGGAUUGCAGCUUGAGGGAAAUCAGUCCUCGGCUCCCUGAGAAUCUGUCAGAUGGUGAUUUGGCUGUUGGGUGCAGUGAAAAGAUCAGUCUGCGGUGAUGCGAAGCCCAGACGGCUGCAUUUUAGGCCUUAGCACAGAUUUGUUCCACCUGUUCAAAAAUACCCUGGGUGCAGGUGCAGACCUGCUGCACAGAAACCCCAUCUGCAGCAUUUUGCAACUAUUUCUUCCUGUGAUAAAAAUGUAAAUGUGUUACACUGAGCAUUGAACCUUGUUUCGAUAUUAUUUUCACUUACAAAGAACCUCACAACUGGUAUUUCUUUAUUUUGUUGUUCUUGUUGCCAGCAGUAAAGGACAGGAAUUCCAGCUAACCUUCUUAAGGAUGUAUUUUCACAGAUGUUUGCUAUAAAUGUUUGUUUAGUACGUAGCAUGGUGAAGAAACUCACUUUCACUACUGAAUUAACUCUUCUCCAGUUACUGCCAUGCUCUAUCACUAAUAGGGUAAGUAGUCUCAAGAUGAGAGGUGAGGCUUGCAGGAAUCCCCCAGGCGCUGUCACUGCCCCAGCCCCAAGCAGGGAAGGUCGCUCCUCGCCUCCCAGUGGCAGCAUUCCUGGUUUUAAAGCAGAAACGUUGAGAACUCCUGCGUGGGAGAAGGCAGCGCUUUGGCUCGCAGCGUGCAGCAAACAGGGUGGGUGUUCACUGCAGGACGACGUCGAUAGGAAGAAUAGCAGAGAACUUAAUGCCUUACAAUUCACGUAGUAGAAAGCAUCGCAGAAGAGAUGGGUUCAGCAGCUGGGGGUUAGAAAGGCCUACAUUAGGCCUGGGGCGUCGGUACCUUGGGUUGGCUUCAGGCAGCGAAGGGAAAACGGCAGAAAUGGCAAUCAGAGCUGUAAGGCUUCAGGUGAGCAAAGAGCUUUCCAAGUAGUCUUGAAUGCUGUGAGGAAUGGAGCUUUGCCUGUUUGGGGUACGGUGGGAACUGAAGCAGCAGUAACUCACUGUGCAGAGAGACCCCUAAACAGCAAUGUUUAGUCAGGGCUGCAUGGCACUAAUGGCUUUCAGCUUGUACUUUAACCUUGUAUGUCCUCUGUACACUAGGAAGCAUACAAUACUUAUUUUGCUAAAUUGUGUUUUAUUGCAGGGUCGUAAUUAAAUUACUAAUUGCUCUAUGUUUCAGUUCAGUAAUGGAGUCCCUCCAUUUAUCUUUGACCACAUAUGCAAUGACUUUUAAUUUCAAAUUUUGUAGUUUGUUCUUUUAAUUCUUUGUAUUACAAAUGAAACGUAGUCAUGUAUGGUAUGGUUACACACUCUGGGGCAAAUUAAAGUCCUGUAUUUUUCUUUUUCUUGUAUCAAUUAAGUUCUACUCACAAAUAAAACUCUUUAAAAAAAGCA